AUGGUGGCCCCAAAGACAAAGAAGACCCAUGAGAGCAUCAACACUAGGCUCACUCCCGUCACGAAGAGUGGCAAGUACACUCUUUGCUACAAGACCGUCAUCGAUGCCCGUUGCAACUCCAAAGGGAAGCUAACUAUCAUUUCCAACAAUUGCCCACUUUUGCGGAAAUCUAAAAUCGAGUACUAUGCUAUGCUCGCUAAGGUUGGCGUUCACCACUACAAUGGAAACAAUGUUGAGCUUAGGACAACAUGUGGAAAGUACUUGUUGGUGUCUUGUCUUAGCAUCAUUGAUGCAGGUGAUUCGGAUAUUAUCAAGACGCUGCCUGGUGGUUAGUGAAGGAAAGUAGAAUGAUGAUACCUCUAUGUUGAGUCUAGUGUUUUGUUUAGAGACUUGUCUUUUCUUUUCUUUGAAAGAAAUGCUCAAUUUUUUUUUUUUUUAACAAAAAAAUAAAAUUGAAAACU
Pyrus x bretschneideri (Chinese white pear) is the source of this 461-nucleotide messenger RNA. Its product is annotated as 60S ribosomal protein L30-like. The transcript has a single exon. Gene Ontology annotation, molecular function: structural constituent of ribosome; RNA binding. NCBI's taxonomy places the organism in Eukaryota, Viridiplantae, Streptophyta, Magnoliopsida, Rosales, Rosaceae. Bases 1 to 333 code for a protein of 110 amino acids. The record is from RefSeq and is a predicted model, not a curated record. Gene Ontology annotation, cellular component: cytosolic large ribosomal subunit.